CUUGUGGGGCUUAAUGCGAAUAUGACAGUUCAGGGAUAUUUUCUCAUAAUGGAAGUUGUUUGUGGAUUUAUUUUAUACCCACCACUGGAAGAUUAAACUACUCUUUCUCUUACCUCUAAUCGCAGGACAGCUUUCGCAACACAGCCAGCUUAUGGACAUCAGCCAUGUACCAAUACAGUAGCAUCUUUUCAGUUUAUUUAGUCUGUGGAUUGUAAAGCCACUAUUUAAAAGUACAAAGCAAAAGUCGAUGGCCUAAACUGCGUCCAUAAUGAUGGCUGAUGUUGAGAACGGCGACCAGACCUUUGAUACGGUGAGUUUACAAACAGAGGGCAGUCGUUUUGGAGACGAUGGAGAAAGCUCACUAGGCUCCGACUCCGAGCUCAACGGCUUCCCCGGAUCCAGAGAGACGGACAAGUAUGGCUUUAUCGGAGGAGCGCAGAAGUAUACAGCUGAAUCGGCUCAGGAUGUUCCCCCGGAGGUGCUGAGACAGAGAGAGCUGAAGUGGUUGGAGAUGCUAAAAGAUUGGGACAAAUGGAUCAGCAAGAGGUUUAAAAAGGUAAGGCUGCGAUGUCAGAAAGGAAUCCCUCCAUCGAUGAGAGGCAGAGCCUGGCUAUAUCUCUCAGGAGGCAAAGUAAAGAAGGAGAGAAACAGUGCAACAUUCAAGGAGCUGGACAGCAGGGAGGGUGAUCCGAAGUGGAUAGAUGUGAUUGAGAGAGAUUUACACAGACAGUUCCCUUUUCAUGAGAUGUUUGUGUCACGAGGAGGGCACGGCCAGCAGGAUCUGUUGCGGGUGCUAAAGGCUUACACUCUCUACAGGCCUGAUGAAGGUUACUGUCAGGCUCAGGCUCCUAUCGCUGCAGUGCUUCUCAUGCACAUGCCUGCUGAGGAUGCAUUUUGGGGACUUGUACAGAUCUGUGAGAAAUACCUUCCCGGUUACUACAGUGCAGGCUUGGAGGCGGUUCAGCUAGACGGAGAGAUCCUGCAUGCUCUGUUAAAGCGAGUGUGUUCUGUCGCUUAUCGACACCUGGACAAACACAAGAUUGAGCCAGUGCUCUACAUGAUGGAGUGGUUCAUGUGCGCCUUCUCCAGAACCCUGCCCUGGGCUUCGGUUCUCAGAGUGUGGGACAUGUUCCUGUGUGACGGAGUGAAGAUUAUAUUUCGUGUAGGCUUGGUGUUGUUGAAGUCAAUGCUGGGAUCUCGGGAUAAGCUGAAGGCCUGUCCUGGUCAGUAUGAGACCAUGGAGGUUCUCAGAGCAAUCGACCCCAGAUACAUGCAGGAGGCGUACUUGGUGCACCAGGUUCUGGAGAUGCAGAUCACUGUGCGGGACAUAGAGCGCGAGCACCGGACGCAGUUGAAGCGCUGGAAGAAGAAGCGUGGCGAGCCCAGCCGCAGACAACCUCAGAGAAUGCACAGUGCUCGCGCCAUCAUGGCCAGUGAGCCGCAUACACGCCAAGACCUCCGCCAACAACCCACGAUUAUCGUCAAGUACCCGUCGAUCCCAGAGGAAAAGUCAGAGUCGAACAUCAAGAAGAAAAGAGGGACCCUGAAGAGAAAGGAAGUCCCCAUUCCCGAUGUCCCUAACCCCUACGCCCUUCCUAGUGAGUCACCUCCUAGUCCGAUAUCGGAAAUACAGCCUCCGAACACGGAAAAUACGGAGGUUAUACCUCCACAUCCGCCAUCACAACCACCCCCACUCCCAAUACAGGAGGAAAAUCAGACGAACACUUUCAUUCCACCUCCACCGCAGUUCCAGCAGUCGUCCUCAAAUAUCUCCGUCAAUCAGAGAUCAGCAGAUUCGCUUCCUCUGCAAAAUCUGUCCCUCCUACCUGCUCCUGUGCUUGAAUCCCCUACAGAGUGGCGUCCUCACCUGCUGGACUCCCCUCCUGCCCGGUUCCCAGAGCCUGUCCCUAACUUUGGUGACCUUCCCAAUAAAACCGGAAACUCAGCUGCCACUUCGUACCCAUCAACACACUCAAACCCUCUGCUUACGCACAACGCACCUGCCAACAGUGGCUCGUCUGAGGACAAAAACGGUGUCCUGUUCAACUCUACGGAGAGCGUCAAUAGCGCAGAGGACACCUACUUGUAACUUGCUCUCUGUCUCCACCUGGUGGCCUGGAAGACUACUACAGUGUAGUGCUGGGAGAAGUAUUUACAUGAUUUUCAAAAGGAACUGACUAGGAUAUUGUCUGGAUAUUACAUAACCCGUCACAUUUAUUCAGUCUUACAUGAACUAUUUUAAAUUGUCAGAAUUCACCUUAAAGGCAUCCAACACAUCAGCUAUGAUGAUGAUUUGGCUGAUUUGGGAUAACAGAUAAAGGAUGUCCUGUAUUAUCAUCAUCGUCACUCACUUACACUUCCAUCUUCGUGUCCGUGUGCUGGAAAAUCGUGCUUCGCACUAGAGGAGUUACAGUCACUAAUUAUAUACAUAAAAAAAAAAAAAAAACAGAUAAAACGUCCAGAGUGUGCUUCAGCAGACCUGCCAUAUGGGACCAAACAGAUGUGAAGCAAAACUAAUUCCUAAAAGUUUGACUUGUGGAGAGACACACUGCUUUAGGAUCUGCUGUUAGGUCUCAAAUCUGGAGUAGCGUUUAAGACUCUGCAUACAAAUCUGGGCGUACGAUGUACAUCUGAGGAUCUGCGUUUGAGCCUCUACCUAGGAGGCUAGAUUUUUGAGAUCAUUUUUGAGGUCAUUUGUACAUUAAUGGGAUUGGUUAGAACUGCACAGUGGGCAUGUGCCAAUAUUUAGUUUCUACUGUAUUUGCCAAAUUAAAUGGAACAGUGCUAAAUUAUUUUACAAAUCUUUCUUUUGUCGGGUUGACAUGAAUUUUUUAUUUUUUUUUUGCUCCCUUAAUUUUCCACUGUGACAAUUCGAGUACUUAGAAGCUUGGCUUAAUAACCGUAGAUGAUGUAGAACUUAUAAUUGGCACAUGUCUACUAAAUAGUAAAGAUUAUUAAGUCUUUUACAUGUUUAGGUUUACUCCGGCGUAACUGCAAGAAAUUGGAGAAAGGACAACUCAUGAAUGUUUUUCUUGCGUCAGCUACUAGAGGGCAGACUUUGUCAAAAAAUUUCAACAAGCAUCCUGAAGUGCCUGAGGAGGGUUUUCUCACUACAGCUUUCGGAAGGGAAACUUCAUUAACCACUGCUAGAUUCACCAUAGAAAGAACUUUAGGGCAACGCAAACACUUGUUUACUUAUGCAUAUGCUUUAAUUUGGCAGAUUAUUUUUCUUCGUUAUCCAAAGCAACCACAAGCUCAUGUCUAAUAACCAAAUCAUUUUGUCCCAAACAUCAUCUCAGUGAGAUAUCUACUUUGCCUUGAAAUGUCCUAUAUGGAAACAACUCAAGCUGGGAACUUUAUUGCUGAUUGACCUUAUACCAUGCCACUGUCAAAUGAUCUCUAAUGCGCUUUAAUAUAAUUGCACAGGGAAGUGUAGGGUGGACGAUCUACAUAAUCCAAUAUUAAUAAUAAACAUCUUGUUAUUUAAUAGGGAAAAACCUGGAAAAAUUCAGAGAUAUGCUUUACGACUUGGUUGUAACCUCACAAGUUGCAGUUAAAAUGCAGUUUUAAAUAAAAAGUUCGUUUUUUUUUUUUUUUAGUUUUUUUUUUUUACGGUUUUCUGGGAGUGCUACAUUGAAAACUAUAAUGUCCAGAUAAAUCGGAUUUAUAUGUUUAAAUCCCAGGAGUGCCAGUGAUCUUGGGAUAAGUCCUGCAUAAAUCCUCAAAACUUGUGAACUGCUACCCAAUAGGUGUUGUGCCUUUUCUUUUUUAAAGAGGGGAGGAAAAAAAUCUAUUAAAUAUUUAUUCAAAUCCACUUACAUCCAGUUACACUCAUUGUUACAUAGAAACUCGUUAAUGGGAGCUGUUACUUUAUUUGUACAGAAUGUACAAGGGGUGUUCAGGUCAAACUGGGACUUGUUAUUGCACAGAAUAACAGAAUGCAGAUAUGAGAGUGAAAACCUUUAUUUCUCUGUAUAAUCACCUGUUACACUAAUGCACUUAUCCCAGCAUUUCACUUUUUUCUGAGUAUACGUCUGAAACGCUGGCCCCUCAGAAACUCUUUUAAUGGCCACAAACAUGUGGACAUGGCUUGGAGUCAUGUCAGGACUGUACGAAAGAGUUUCCAAGGAUUAGGUGUUCGACUCACUGAAUGUUCACUGAAACAACUGCGGUGAGCCACCUCUUCCAGGGUCGUCAUUCACAGAUGUACGGGCAUCUUUAAAACGUCUGAUUCAGAUGUUUUAUUGGGGCCAAGAGUCUCAUCACCCUACAGUGCUCGAAGUCUUGUGUAAAUGUCAGUCGGUUUUAUUCUUCAUUUAUGAGAAAUUUCAUCAAGUCCUGGUUUGACUUGAACACCCUUCUUAUAUUUUUAAUAGCUGGAGCUUUGUGACACUAGCGUGUGUGUGUGUGUGUGUUUCAGAGAAUUUUAAUACCCACAGUUUUAUAAAAUAACUUUAAAUAAUUUGCUACUCAAAUAACUGAACAUUAUUUUUUGUAAAUAUUCGUAAAGCUUUUGGUCAAUUUUCUUACAUUUUUGUCAAAACUGAGUGUAUGUUUUUCUUACUUCACUACUGUUAUUGCUAAACCUGUAGCGAUUCGCAAUAUUAUAUACUGUAUGAGAGAAACUUUACUUUGAAAUUCUGGGAUGGUCUUCUUCAGAAAGGACUCUUGAAUGCGGAUUCUUUGUGGGACAAACUAGCAGAUCUUGUUUAUGAUCAGUAUAUGUAGGUUUCCAUACUUGUGUUGUGUAAUACCUUCUGAAAGGAACUGUCUUCAGAAACCCUGGAGUCUGAACUACCCUGGAAGCAUCUUCAGUGAAUGCGUGCUAUUCAAAUAUUUGGGGAGAUUCCUGAUGACAAUAUGGCAAUUAUAUUGUGUCUAAUCAAAACUUUUUUUUCUGUACUGUAGAUGUACAAUCAGAUGCUUCCUAAUAAAACAAUAACCAGACAGAA
Messenger RNA from Clarias gariepinus (North African catfish), 4952 nucleotides. It is a transcript of the gene tbc1d10aa, whose product is annotated as TBC1 domain family, member 10Aa. The transcript has 10 exons. NCBI's taxonomy places the organism in Eukaryota, Metazoa, Chordata, Actinopteri, Siluriformes, Clariidae. The coding region runs from base 269 to 2089 and encodes 606 amino acids. The record is from RefSeq and is a predicted model, not a curated record.